Molecule: messenger RNA, 4614 nt
Organism: Apis florea (little honeybee)
Lineage: Eukaryota; Metazoa; Arthropoda; Insecta; Hymenoptera; Apidae
Gene: Ae2
Product: anion exchange protein Ae2
Biological process (GO): transmembrane transport; bicarbonate transport; regulation of intracellular pH
Cellular component (GO): plasma membrane
Molecular function (GO): monoatomic anion transmembrane transporter activity; solute:inorganic anion antiporter activity
Source: RefSeq, a predicted model, not a curated record
CGUCAGUUUGGAUUUUCGAGCUGUAAGCACGAGCCGAGCGAACGAGUGUCAUUUCGGCCCGGGAUGCCAUGCCCGAGGCCGCCGGUAAUUCCUCCGGGAAGUCGUUCCUUCAACGGGCGUCGAGCAAGGUUCUCCGCUGGUUACGCCGCUCCCUGCGGACGAGCCACCAGGUCGACGGUCAUGGCGCGGAAACGGGACCGGAACUCGACGAGGAGAUGGAGAAGGUUUUCGCAAUGGAUACAGGAGAGAAGUUCGACGUAGCCCGACUCGGUUCCCCCUCAGAAUCGGCUGGAUCCGAUCGAGAACGAGAACGAGGACCACCAUCGCGUUAUGGAGAUCGUGACUUCAAUCAGCAUCGGAAAAGAAGUUACCCCCAUCCGCACAUGCCCUUGAAAAGCCUUCAUUCCAGGUCUAUGCGACGACAUCUUUCACCCGAAGGAUCGACAGCGGAAGCCGGGCAAGAAGAGGAGAACGGACAGGUUGUAACAGGAAAUGGCGGUGGACAACACGAGCUGGACACGAUGGACAAUGGAUUGUCGCCGACGAGCGUGCAGAACGCCGAUGACGAGACCACGGAAGAAAUGGAGAAUGUUGUCAGCAGCGAGAGCGAGGCGCCGAUUUCGGAAAGGGCCGCUUCCUGUUUCAGCGACAGCCCGACCGUUGGCAGCCCGCGCGUGCAAUUCGAGAAGAUCAAGGAGGAGGAGGUGCACAGUUUCAAAAAGGACGAGGUGGUGCCGAGUUGCCUAGUCGGUGCGUCCGCGAACCACGAUGAGGAUCGAAAGUGUCGAAGGCAUCAGAAACACGAGCACAAAAGACAUCAUCACAAAUCGCGAAAAUACUCGCUCCAAGAGGAUCCACAAUGGAGGAAACGAUCGGGAGCUGGCCUCCCGGAUGGGCCGGGUGUGCUUGCAAGGCGAGUGAGCGUACAACCGGAAGAGGCAAGCACCCUUCAAGAGCUGGACAUCGACGACCUGGAAUCGCACAGAAGCGACGAUCCCCGUGGUAUGAGGCGUCACAAGGCGGCCCACUCGACGGUCCAGAUCGGCCGGAAGAAGGAAGGUGGCAUACCCCAUGACACCUUCAAAAAAAUGUACGACCAUUCUCCGCACGAGGUGUUCGUCCAGUUGGACGAGCUGUACGGGAUCGGCGAGGAAAGGGAGUGGAGGGAAACGGCCAGAUGGAUCAAAUACGAGGAGGACGUCGAGGAAGGAGCGGACAGAUGGGGCAGGCCCCACGUAGCUUCCUUGAGCUUCCAUUCCCUGUUGAAUCUCCGUAGAUGCCUCGAGACAGGUGUAGUUCUCCUCGAUCUCGAGGAAAAGGAUCUGCCCGGCCUGGUAUAUAGGGUGGUCGAGCAGAUGGUGAUCGAGGAGCUGAUUCUACCGGAGGAUAGGCCGGUGGUGAUGAGGGCGCUGUUGCUUAGGCACAGGCACGUUCACGAUCACGAUCGUGGAUUCCGUUUCGGCGGGAAACGGAAUUACGCCAGCUACACGAGCUUGCAGUCCGUCUGUCUGGAGGAAGAGGACGCUGCGCGGGAAGCCUCUGAGAACCAUGUAACCCAACAUGUAAAUCUCUCGUUUCCCGACUUAAAAAACGCAGAAUUUACAACUUUUACCGCUAGUUUACGGCUUGCCCACCAUCGAUCAUGUACAGAACGUUCAACGAAAUUACGUUUCAUUUUCGUAGCUCUUCUUGCCGGCGAAGAAGAAAAGAAACCUCCCGACGACGAUGAUCCACUUCGAAGAACUAAACGUCCAUUUGGCGGUCUUAUUAACGAUAUCAAGAGACGCUAUCCUUUCUAUCUCUCCGAUUUUACCGACGGUUUGAGCUCGUCUUGUCUAGCGGCAGCCAUUUUCAUGUACUUUGCUGCCCUCUGCACAGCCAUUACUUUCGGCGGUUUGAUGAGCGACAAAACGCAUAACGUUAUCGGCAUAUCCGAGACCCUGGUUUCUGGUUCCUGGACUGGCGUAGUGAUGGCUUUAUUCUCCACCCAACCUUUAGUCAUCAUUGGCACGACCGGCCCUUUACUGCUCUUCGACGAAAGUUUGUACAACUUUUGCCUGGCCAAUGAAUUGGAAUUCUUAACCGUGAGAGUUUACGUCGGAGCAUGGAUGGGAAUCAUAGCUCUAGCGAUCGCCUGUGUCGAGGGAUCCGUGCUGGUCAGACUGUUCACACGUUUCACCGAAGAAAUUUUCACAGGCUUAAUCUCCAUUCUAUAUAUCGUUGAAACGUUUAUCAAGCUGUACAAUUAUUUUGUGAAAAAUCCAUUGCUUGACGAAUACAGUUUUGUUCCUGAGACGAACAAAACGUUUUACGAAGGGCCAUUAAAUGUUACAGAGAUCAACAUUGUUUCCCCAAAGACCGGCGAGACAAUUGGUAUUCCAUUGACCGAGCCUCGAACUUUGAUACCAGCGCACAACGCGGCUGGAAUAUUGAUAAAUCAACCGAACACCGCCCUCAUGUGUACCAUUUUGUGUCUCGGUACUUUUCUCGGUGCUUAUUACUUGCGUAUUUUCCGCAACAGUCAUUACCUCGGGCGAAGUGCCAGAAGAGCGUUUGGUGAUUUUGGCGUGCCCAUCAGUAUUGUCGUAUUUGCGUUGAUCGAUUAUCUGGCUAAAGUAAAAACGGAGAAAUUAUUGGUCCCGGAAGGUCUAACCCCAACCCUACCUGGUAGAAACUGGAUCGUAUCACCCGCCGGAGUGCAUAAACCUAUUCCACUAUGGAUGGCCAUGGCUUGCAUCGUGCCAGCGUUGCUGGUUUAUAUACUUGUUUUCAUGGAAACUCAAAUCUCCGAGCUAAUCAUCGAUAAAAAAGAACGAAAAUUGCGAAAAGGUAACGGCUAUCACAUGGAUAUAGUAGUAGUGUGUUUAAUGAAUGUCGGUUGUGGUUUAAUGGGCGCUCCUUGGUGUUGCGCCGCCUCCGUUCGAUCGUUAACACACGUCUCGGCGGUGACAGUUAUGUCCCGUACUCAUGCACCCGGAGAUAAACCGCACAUUGUCGAAGUGAAGGAGCAGAGAGUGAGCGCUCUAUUAGUUGCCGUGUUGAUCGGCGUAAGUGUGUUAAUGGCGCCACUAUUACGACGCGUACCAAUGUCCGUCCUUUUGGGGGUGUUUCUCUACAUGGGUAUCUCUUCGACGAACGGCGUUCAACUGUUCGAUCGUGUGAAGCUGUUUUUCAUGCCAGUGAAACACCAUGGCACGGCUAAUUACGUACGGCGUGUGCAAACGUACAAGAUGCACAUCUUCACCCUCAUACAAAUUUUGUGCCUGGCUAUACUGUGGAUUGUGAAAAGUACCAGGGCAGCCUUGGCACUUCCGUUCUUCCUGAUUCUUAUGAUACCUUUACGGGGUCAGAUGAACCACUUUUUUACUGCGGCAGAGCUACGGGCACUCGAUAGCAAAGGAUCGGAACACGAGAGUACCGAGGAUGAACCAGAUUUUUACGAGGAAGCUCCGUUACCUGGUUAGAUAGUGCCUUAUUCGACUUGUCCGAAAAAAAAAAUACCUCUCCUCUCCUCUCCUUUCCUCUCUUCUCUUCUCUUCUCUUCCUACAUUGUUUUCUUCCCAGAUUUCAUUUUUCAUUUUUUUUUUUUUUCUUCAAAGAAUCACGCUUUCUCCGUUACUUAUUAUUAUUAUUAUAUCGAAGCGAUUCUAUAAUACUAGCGCAAAUUCUUGAGAAAAGAUCUCUAUUUUCGUGAAAGAGCAAAAUAUGUAUACCAAUGAAUUAAGAGAGGAUAAUGAAUUAAGGACGUAGAUAAGGGUUAAUAAAAGGAUUUUGAUUCCCAACGGUGGUGUUAACUCGUUGAAUUCGUAAAAAUUAUUUUGUACUACAAAAUUUGUAAAUAAUCAAUAAUGACAUUAGAACAAGAAGAUGAAAUGAGAAAAUGUAUUUUAUUGUGCAUAUAUUGAAUACAUGUAGGUACUUGAAUUUUAUUACAUUUUAUUAAAUUAAACGUAUACGUUAAAUGUUAAUUGUUUGAAUUUAACAAGGGUUACAGACUGAUUGAAAUUAUUGGUAAUUUUUUCAUAGAAAAUAAUUUAUUAUAUAUAACAAAGUAAAACAUAUGAUAUUCAAUACCUACAUUUUAUCUGAUAUAUUCAUAAUCAAUACUUGAAAAUUCGUUUCAUCUAUUUUCGAUUUCGAUGGGAUAAAAAAAGGUGCCUCUACAGAACGGUGAUGAACGACGACACAUUGCUCAGGAAAAAUUUAGGCGUAAAGGCACGAGAUACGAGAGUGCCAAAUCAAAAGGUCGUAAAUUACAAAAUGGUGCUGGUCCGUCUAUAGAGAAAUAAUGUAGGCGAAUUGAAAACUAAAUCUUUUAUAAGAAAAUUGUCCGAAUAGUUAUCAUUAGCUGUUCUCAUUAAUUAAUAUUAUAAAAUCUAGUUUCUUUGGGACCGUAUAACUCAUUUCGUGCGAAGAAUUACAAUCAUUUAGCAAUAUUCAAUAAAUCUGUGCUUUAACAUUAUUUUCUUAAAUGAAAAUAAUAUUUUAUAAAUAUCUCAAAAUUGAACUUAAAUUUUACAAAACUAAAUAAUAACAGAUUUCAUUAUAUUUUCGACAUAUGUACUUAAAAGUAAAAUUUAUUAUAUAUCGUCGAUUGUAAACUCAUCUCUUUUU